Cheilinus undulatus (humphead wrasse) is the source of this 3104-nucleotide messenger RNA. Its product is annotated as macrophage-expressed gene 1 protein-like. Bases 39 to 2165 code for a protein of 708 amino acids. Gene Ontology annotation, biological process: defense response to bacterium. The transcript is spliced from 2 exons. NCBI's taxonomy places the organism in Eukaryota, Metazoa, Chordata, Actinopteri, Labriformes, Labridae. The record is from RefSeq and is a predicted model, not a curated record.
ACCGUUCAGUCAUCUCAGUCUGCUCAGACUCAGACAUCAUGAAGACAGCAGGGACCCUCCUUGCUCUCUCACUCUUCCACCUCUGCUCCUCAAUCCCCAUCAGCCGCCCCACCAACUGGCUCAGACAAUGUCGAGAGUCCACCAACACCUCCAUCACCGCUCUGGAGGUGCUGCCCGGCGGAGGCUGGGACAACCUGCGUAACAUGGACAUGGGCCGAGUCAUGAACAUGAGCUACUUCCAGUGCCAGACCACCGAGGACGGGAUCUACCUCAUCCCAGAUGAGGUGUUUGUCAUCCCCCACAAAGAGACGGGCGUGGAGACAAACUCAGAGAUAAUCAGCUCCUGGCUGGACCAGAAGAGCUCAACAUCUUACUCCAUCAAUGCUGAUGUGUCGUUUCUCUCGCUGCUGAAUGGAAAAUUUUCUACAGAGAACCAAAGAAUGAAAACCCAUCAGGUCAAAGACUCUUCAACCACAGCCAGAGUGCAGGUUCGUAACCUGAUCUACACAGUAAAGGCUUAUCCAGACUUCACUCUCGACACACGCUUCGCACAACAGGCCAAAGAGAUCGCCAGCGCCAUUGAGAACAACCAAACAAGACAUGCAGACUACCUCUCGGAGAAGAUGGUUCUGGAUUAUGGGACCCAUGUAAUCACGAGUGUUGAUGCCGGGGCUGCUUUGGUUCAGGAAGACUACCUCCGCUCCUCAUAUGUGUCGGACAGUACGUCAGACAGUUCAGGCAUCAAAGCACAGGCAGGGUUAAACUUCUUUGACAAACUCAAGUUUGACAUAAGCAGUCAAAGCAGCCAACAGAGCUCCUCACUUUCAACAUACCAGUCCAAUAUCCAGUACUCUCUCAUCCAAAGCCAGGGUGGCAUUCCUUUCUAUCCUGGCAUCACUCUGCAGAAGUGGCAGGAAAGCACCAAGAACAACCUGGUUGCUAUUGAUCGCUCUGGAUUUCCUCUGCACUUCUUCAUAAACACCAACACCCUCCCGGAUCUGCCACAGCCCACCAUUGGGAAAGUUGCUCUCACAUUAAGUCAGGCCAUAGAGCGAUACUACAAGGUCAACAUGAGGCCAGGAUGUGUGGAUGUUGACUCCCAGAACUACAACUUCCAAGCCAAUGUAAAUGAUUCAUCCUGCGAGGGUCCUGCUACAAACCUCAGCUUUGGUGGAGUCUACCAAGAGUGUGUUCCAAUCAGCGCAGAUGCAGGCCCUCUAUGUGACACCCUUGCUCAGAAAAACCUAGACACUGGUGAUUUCUCCUGCCGUCCUCCUUACACCCGCACUUUACUGAGAUCAGAAGCGAGACAGCAGGGUUACACUUCAUACGACUGCCAUGACGAAUCACAUCAUUGUGGGUUUUUAGGGCUUAAACAUUGUCAUCGCCAAGUGUGUCAGGACAACUACCAUGUUCGCUCUGCAAACAUUAACACCUACUGGUGCUCUGUGAAUGGAAAGGCCCCAGAAAACUCAGGGUAUCUGUUUGGAGGGAUUUACAGCCCCUCUCUCCUGAACCCUCUCACCAAUGCCAAAAGCUGCCCACAAAGCUUCAUCCCAGUCAAGUUUCUCUCAGAUGGACAGGUGAUCUGUCUGAGCAAUGACUACGAGGCUGGCAGCAGAUUCGCAGUGCCGUUUGGAGGCCUCUUUAGUUGUCAGUCAAGCAACCCACUAGCUAACUCCCAACGUCGCUGCCCUCCCAAGUUCAGUCAGCAUCUCGCCUCAGUGAGCGAUGGCUGUGAAAUCCUUUACUGUGUCCAGUCAAAGGCAUUCACAGAAGGGCAGCUGCUUCCUGUUCAUCUGCCUCCGUUCACUAAACAUUCACUUGUCAGCAUGCAAGCCACAAAUACGGUGAUGGUGAUGACUGAAGGAGAUAAGAGCUGGGUCAGAAUAGGGCAGACCAAGUCAUGGAAACUGGUGAAACCAGAGGAAAUCAAGAAAAUCAUACAAGAGAUCAACCCUGAAUUGAAUGGGAUGUCUAGUGGAGAGAAGGCUGGAGUAGCGUUUGGGGUGAUUGGGAUGAUGGUGCUGGUGGUGGUGGCAGUAGUCCUGGUGAAGAGGAGGAGGGGGCUGUCUGGGUUUAGGGCAGCUAGAGGCUAUCAAGAAAUACGUGGAGGAGCUGAACAGCAUGAGGAGGAGAGAGUGAUAUUGGAAGAUGAGUCUUGAGAAUAAAAGGAGAGGAUAGAAGCUCAGAUAUGAGGAAAGUAGAGAUGUAGCAACACACUUGAUUCACGGUACAAUACCCCUGAUAGACUGGCUACUCGAUUUAUCACAUUUUUGAAUGUUCAGAAAGAAAUAGUAUUAAAGUCUGUUUAUAAGUAAAUGUGGUUCUCUUACUUCAAUUCUGACAAAAAAAGCAAAAUAUGCACAAUCCUCUUUUUCUAUGUAAAUAUAAGGCAUUCUUUUACUCAUAUAGAUUUUAUAGUUCCUAAAAUAUUUUUCUGCACAGUAUCAUUACUACAAAGGAAUAUUUUUUCAAAUAUCUUUGUCAGCUCUUACUUUUGGACCAUUACUAAUGAUCAUUCAUGAGUGAAGAAUGUCCACAUUUUUGAGGGCUCCCUGAGGGCAUCGCAUUAACCCUGUUUUUGUUUCUUUUUUCUUUUUUAAAUAACAGUUUCAUGUUGUUCAUGUAAAUAUUCUGACAAGCUUUUGGAUUUUUUUUAUAGACAAAUGUUUACAACCAUUUCUCAGUUCAAUCAAACUCUGAGCCUAAAUAUUGUUUGUGUUCUAAAAGCAAUCUGUAAUUCAUUUGAACCCAAAUGCCCCAUAGCCCAAUAUAUAUUGGAAAAAUUAAGGAAACACUGCCCCCAAGAGGCUGGGAUGAAUUAUGCCAUGCAGUUCUUUUUAUUCCUUGCUUCUGCAUUUAAAUCUUUUGUCUAAAUAAAUCACUUUCAAAAUGCUUUUACACUUUAAAUGAAUAGUUUGUAUUUUUUUUACAUACUGCUGUCUCUAUCAAAGAAAAUUCAAUGAACUGGAUAAAGGAUUUAUUAUGUUUUGUCCUGAACUUUUUGUGUCAUGCCAUGAAAACUGAGAAAUUCUUAUUUUAAUGCCAUCUUAACCCUUCUCAACUGCACUUUACUUCUUAUUAAAGUUGUGUAAAAACAA